AUGAAGAGAGAAGGCUAUAUUGCAAGGGCUUGCGUUGAAAUCGAUUUUUGUGUGGCUCCCCCAGAUCAGAUUUGGAUUGGUUGCGGAUUUGCUGGUUUUUUUCAAAAGGUGGAGGUUGAGAGGUUGCCGCUUGUCUGUGAAAGCUGUUUGAAGAUUAGGCAUUGUGUUGAUCAGUGCCGUAAAAGGAAGCUGCGCAAUGGUGCUGGUUUGAAUGACAAGGUGCAUGUCAGAGUUUCAACGCCUGUGAAUCAUGAAGGAGGUGAAGGGACACCCAGGAAAAUGGCUGAACAUGUGGAUCCUAUGGAAAACACGAUUAAUAGGGUGAAUCCUUUGGGGAACACGGUUGAUAGGGAGAAUGCCCUGGAGGACUUUGAUAGGGAAGACGACUUGAUUGUCUUUGCUCCCAAGGCUAAUGGUGAUAUACAUGGCAUUGUUCAUGUAGGGGUUUCACUUGCUAACAUGGGUGAGCAGUCGAGGACUACAUCACAUGUUGGUGAUAAUAGGAAUUUUAUAGAAUCAUAA
Molecule: messenger RNA, 522 nt
Organism: Telopea speciosissima
Lineage: Eukaryota; Viridiplantae; Streptophyta; Magnoliopsida; Proteales; Proteaceae
Exons: 2
Coding region: 1-522 (173 amino acids)
Source: RefSeq, a predicted model, not a curated record